AUGAUCCAAGGAGACUGCACACCUGGAACCUCAUCAGGAGCCUCUCAACGACAACUAAAUGCGAGUACCUUCACCGAUCAGCCUUUACAAAGUAGUCAUAUUGCGGUUAAGCCACCCGUUUUCUUGAAAAGUAGCCCUCAUAUAUUUUUCGUUCAAAUAGAGACGUCUUUUCGACGCGCUAACAUUUCUCGCGAUGAUACAAAAUACGACCACGUGGUCGGCGCAUUAGACGCGCAAAUUCUCGAACUGGUCAGUGAUUUUCUUCGCAAUCCUCCCGAGACGGACAAAUACGAGUGUCUCAAAAAUAGAAUUAUCGCGGAAUUCGCGGAAUCCGAAUCGAAAAAAAUUCGAAAGUUACUUAAUGACGUUGAGCUUGGUGACCAUUUAGACAUAUGCGCCAAACGCGCCGAUACGAUCAUGGACUUUGUUGGAUCCACAUCCUCACAAGUCAUGGCAGUGAAAGCUGGUGCCAGUACACCACAUAAAAAUGAACAAUUUGAGGAAAUCCUCAACAAUAUUAAAGCUUUGACACAGGCAGUUGCUAAUUUGGCAGCCCAGUUGACCACCCCCGGUGAUCGUUCACGGUCACGAUCACGAAGUAGCAACAACCAGAAUGCACGUUCAAGCUCCGGCAACAACGGGACGACAGACGAAACGGAAGUCAUGACCAGUCGUCGAUUGUUCAUUACGGUCAAAAACACCUGCAGGAAUUUUCUCAUUGACACCGGCUCCGAUAUCUCAAUUCUACCGCGUAUUUUCGGUAACAAAUCGGCCGGCCCGUCCUCAUAUCGUUUAUUUGCCGCAAACGGCACUCCCAUUAAGACUUUCGGCCAACAUCAGCUUAGCCUGAACAUUGGCCUUAGGCGUAAUUUCACGUGGCCAUUCAUAAUUGCCGAUGUAGAUAAGCCAAUCAUCGGCAUAGAUUUUUUAAAUUACUACGGUCUCAUUAUUGAUGCCAAAACGCGUAAAAUUAUUGACGAAAAAACCCAACUGGUGGUUAAAUGCAAUUCAAUUAUGACUCCAUAUGAACGUUUAUCCACCAUCAAUGUCGGGAAUAACAAUAUGGCUGAUCUCAUUAGCGAAUUCAAGGCUCUGACGCUUCCACCGAUUUUUAGCAAUACGGAUUUAGUCCCAUCUCAUGACAUUACUCAUCAAAUCAUUACCACGGGUCAGCUCAUAUUUUCGGCAGCACGUCGUCUCAACCCGAAGCGACUUAAAAUUGUCAAAACAGAAUUCGAAGCCAUGCUCAAUGCUGGCAUCUGCAGUCCAAGCAAAAGUGCAUGGGCAAGUCCAUUACAUAUGGUUCCCAAAAAAGAUGGGUGCUGGCGAUUCUGCGGUGACUAUCGGCGCCUCAAUGCCAUUACAGUACCAGAUCGCUAUCCCUUGCCUCAUAUCCAUGACUUUACACAAAAGUUUGCUGGAUGCAAAAUUUUCUCGAUCAUUGAUUUGAUUAGUGCUUACAACCAAAUUCCAAUUGAUAGGGCUGACAAGGAAAAAACGGCCAUAAUCACCCCAUUUGCCCUAUAUGAAUUUAACGUCAUGGCAUUCGGUCUCGGAAAUGCUUCUCAAACAUUCCAAAGGUUCAUGAACAAGCUGUUCAUGAAUUUGGAUUUCGUUUUCGUCUACAUAGACGAUAUUUGCGUGGCUUCGGUUAACGAAACCGAACACCGGAAGCAUCUUCGCAUAGUUUUCGAGAGAUUAAGUGCUCACAAUUUGAAGAUUAAUCUCGUCAAAUGCACCCUCGGCCAGCCCGAAAUAAUUUUUCUCGGCCACACGAUUACGGCAGAUGGCGUCGCGCCUCCUAAGGCCAAAACCGAGGCCAUUUGUCAGUUCAAAAAGCCGACAGUAGCUCAUGAGUUGCGCCGUUUCUUGGCACUCCUCAAUUAUUAUCGUCGUUUUUUGGCUAAUGCUGCUUACACGCAGGGUAAACUACAAUCUAUCAUUGUCGGAAAUACAAAAAAAGACAGAACGCCAUUGAUCUGGACUGAAGAUGCGUCCCAGGCGUUUGAACAAUGCAAGUCUGAUCUGUCUAAGGCUACACUGCUGGCACAUCCUUUGCCGAAUGCUCAACUGAUUUUAAAUGUUGAUGCCAGCAAUUUUUCGGUUGGUGCAGUUUUACAACAGCGAAUUUCACCAUGUCAACAUCGAUUGAUUGGUCCUCUGCCGGUCUCAAAUGGUUUCCGUUAUUGUCUCACUUGCAUUGACAGAUUCUCCCGAUGGCCCACGGCCAUUCAACUGCAGGAUAUGUCGGCGGAGGCUGUCGCAAAUGCCCUCUUAAACGGAUGGAUCUCUCACUAUGGUGUUCCACGCGUUAUCACAACGGAUCAAGGUAGGCAGUUUGAAUCCAAAUCAAACAUUCUUGGAUUCAAACACAAUCACACGACUCCGUAUCAUCCACAAACGAAUUUAAACGCCUCGCCGGCCGAGCUCGUUUACGGUACAACCUUGCGUCUCCCCAGUGAUUUUUUUGAGUAUUCCAAAGAACCUGAGUAUUCGACCGAAUUCGUGAGCGGAUUGAAGAGUACCAUUGAGCAGUUACGUCCGAUCGCGUCGUCCAACCAUUCCAAUAUUAAAAGCUACAUUCAGAGUGGGCUUGCCAACUGCACUCACGUUUUCUUACGCGACGAUUCAGUUCGCAAAUCGUUAAAACGUCCUUAUGACGUGUCUUGA
Messenger RNA from Anastrepha ludens (Mexican fruit fly), 2670 nucleotides. RefSeq lists its product as uncharacterized. Gene Ontology annotation, biological process: DNA integration; proteolysis. Gene Ontology annotation, molecular function: nucleic acid binding; aspartic-type endopeptidase activity. The transcript has 4 exons. The record is from RefSeq and is a predicted model, not a curated record. The coding region runs from base 1 to 2670 and encodes 889 amino acids. Lineage: Eukaryota; Metazoa; Arthropoda; Insecta; Diptera; Tephritidae.